AUGGUCAACAUUCCGAGCAAGGGCAAGGAGUGCCGCAAGCACACCCAGCACAAGGUGACCCAGUACAAGACGGGCAAGGCCAGCCUGUUCGCGCAGGGUAAGCGUCGUUACGACCGUAAGCAGUCUGGUUACGGUGGUCAGACGAAGCAGAUUUUCCACAAAAAGGCGAAGACAACCAAGAAGAUCGUGCUGCGUCUCGAGUGCACAUCAUGCAAGUCCAAGAAGCAGCUGCCGCUGAAGCGCACCAAGCACUUCGAGCUCGGUGGUGACAAGAAGACAAAGGGUGCCGCUCUGGUGUUCUAA
This is a messenger RNA of Sporothrix brasiliensis 5110, 303 nucleotides long. RefSeq names its product large subunit ribosomal protein L44e. Gene Ontology annotation, biological process: translation. Gene Ontology annotation, cellular component: ribosome; cytosolic large ribosomal subunit. Gene Ontology annotation, molecular function: structural constituent of ribosome. NCBI's taxonomy places the organism in Eukaryota, Fungi, Ascomycota, Sordariomycetes, Ophiostomatales, Ophiostomataceae. The transcript is spliced from 4 exons. The coding region runs from base 1 to 303 and encodes 100 amino acids. The record is from RefSeq and is a predicted model, not a curated record.